AAAAGGGAAAGGAAGGGGAUCCUGAUGGAUUGGGGAGCUGCUGAGCAGCCUUGUGUAUUGCUGCUGCCAGGGCUGCAGAUCUCCGGGAGAGGAGCCCAGUGCAGACCCCCAGCCUCCUGCCCAGGGGAGCAGGCUGACUCCAGGGGGCUGGCAUCUGACACCCAUCCUAUAAAGACCCUGACCUCCUUCUCCUCUGCCUGAGUGUGAUGGGAAGAUCACUCAGCCUGGAUUUCUGACCAGUCAUUUCACAGGCUUCAAUCAGUAUUCAGGAUUAACCCUCAUCAUCCUCAUCAGCAUCAUGAUCCUGGAAAAAGUCUACUUCAUCUUAGAAGUGCUGCUGAUUACCAUCCUGGUGGUGGAGGGGAUUGCGGUGGCACAGCGCACACAAGAUGGACAAAACAUAGGAGCCAAACACAUCCCGGUGACCCAGUGUGGCACCUGGGUACGAACCAGUAAUGGUGGGCAUUUCGCAUCCCCAAAUUUUCCAAACACCUACCCUCCUAACAAGGAAUGUGUCUACAUCUUAGAAGCUGCUCCUCGCCAGAGAAUCGAGCUGACCUUCGAUGAGCCUUAUCACAUAGAGCCGUCCUUUGAGUGCCGCUUCGAUCACUUAGAGGUGAGGGAUGGUCCGUUUGGCUUCUCGUCCCUGAUCGACCGAUACUGCGGCAUCAGGAGUCCGCUACCAAUCCGAUCCACCGGCCGAUUCAUGUGGAUUAAAUUCACUUCGGAUGAGGAGCUGGAAGGACUGGGAUUCAGAGCAAAGUAUUCCUUCAUACCAGAUCCAGACUUCAGCUAUCUCGGAGGAAUCCUCAAUCCAAUCCCAGAUUGUCAGUUUGAGUUGUCAGGACCAGAUGGAAUAAUUCGUUCCAGCCAAGUAGAACAAGGUGAUAAACUGAAGGCCGGUCAGGCUGUGGACUGCAUAUGGACCAUUAAAGCGACGCCAAAAGCCAAGAUUUACUUCAGGUUCCUGGACUAUCAGAUGGAACAUUCCAAUGAAUGCAAGAGGAAUUUCGUGGCCGUGUAUGAUGGAAGCAGCUCCAUAGAAAACUUGAAAGCCAAAUUCUGCAGCACCGUGGCCAACGAUGUCAUGCUGCAAACCGGGACCGGGGUUGUACGGAUGUGGGCGGAUGAAGGGAGUCGUCUCAGCCGUUUCCGAAUGCUCUUUACGUCUUUUGUGGAACCUCCCUGUAUGGACAGCACGUUCUUCUGCCACAGUAACAUGUGCAUUAAUAACUCCCUAGUCUGCAAUGGAAUUCAGAACUGUGCCUACCCCUGGGAUGAAAAUCACUGCAAAGAAAGGAAAGAAAUGGGGCUAUUUGAGCAAAUCACCAAGACCCAUGGGACCAUCAUUGGCAUCACCUCUGGGAUUGUCCUGGUUCUCCUUAUAAUUUCCAUCCUGGUGCAAGUUAAGCAGCCUCGAAAGAAAAUCAUGGCCAGGAAGACCACCUUCAACAAGACCGGCUUCCAGGAGGUGUUUGACCCCCCACACUACGAACUCUUCUCCCUCAGGGACAAAGAGAUUUCUGCGGACUUGGCCGACUUGUCAGAAGAACUGGAAAACUACCAAAAGACGAGGCGUUCAUCUACCACCUCCCGCUGUGUUCACGACCAUCACUGUGGCUCCCAAACUGCCACCCUCAAACAGAGCAGGACCAACCUAAGCUCUAUGGAGCUUCCGUUCCGCAACGACUUUGCCCAACCGCAGCCGAUGAAAACCUUUAACAGUACAUUCAAGAAAAGCACCUAUGCUUUCAAGCAGUCCCACGACUGCGCAGAUAAAGGCAUAGAAGACCGCGUCAUGGAGGAAAUCCCUUGCGAAAUUUACGUCCGUGGCCGAGAAGAUUGCGCUCAGGGAUCGAUGUCUAUUGACUUUUAAUUGCCUCACAGAUUAAAAAAAUAAAAUAAUAAAUUCAGAUUCCUUCUACUAAAGCGAUAUAUAUAUUUUUGAGACAAUCCGCAAUAAUCAUUGCGUUUUCUAAAAGGCAACAAUAAGGAGGCUCCAAACAAUCCAGACAAAAUUGUACAUUAAAGCUCUCUAUUUUUUGAGCGAGAAUUUAAAGGAAAAAAAAAAAACUGAGCAUUUUGCAUGGCAUCGGUUCUCUGUGUUAAUAGGAUUUUCCAUAAACU
Molecule: messenger RNA, 2127 nt
Organism: Bufo bufo (common toad)
Lineage: Eukaryota; Metazoa; Chordata; Amphibia; Anura; Bufonidae
Gene: NETO2
Product: neuropilin and tolloid like 2
Exons: 9
Coding region: 299-1876 (525 amino acids)
Molecular function (GO): protein binding
Source: RefSeq, a predicted model, not a curated record